AUGGCGGAGCGAUUGGAGCGCGAGCGCGCGGCGCGGGCGGAGGUGGAGGCGGCGAUGGCGCGCGGACGGGACGCGCGGGACGACGCCGAGAGAAACGCGCGGGCGGCGGAGAGCGACGCGGCGCGAUGGAAAUUGGGCGAGGAGGCGGUGCGAAAGGAGUUGGUCGAGGUGAAGGCGAUGCUGCGGACGAGUGAGGAGGCGUGGCGGGGGAGAGAGCGGGAGUUGCGGGACGACGCGGCGCGGGCGGGGGCGGAGACGACGCGGGCGAGAGCCGAGCUGGAGGAGGCGAAACGGAGGAGUGAACGCGCGGAGUCGUACGCGAACGCGGUGAACGCGCGCGUGACGGCGGCGGAGCGUGAGGUGGAUGAGUUUAGCCAGGCGGUGGCGCUGAGCGCGGCGGGUGGUACGCGGACGAGAGACUUGGAGGAGAGACUGGCGCGAGAGGAAGAGCUGCGCGCGGGAUUGGAGAACGAGCUGUCGCGUCUUCGAGCGAACGACGCGGUGCGAGAGGGCGAGUUAUCCAAGCUACGCAUGCUCGUCGAUCAGAAUUCGGGACCCGAUACGGUUGAACUGCGCGCGCGGCUGGACGCCGCGGACGCGCGAGCGAGAGACUUGGUCGCGGCGCUGAAAUACGAGGAGCGCGCGAAGGAUGAGGCGAUUCGCGAGAUGUUUCGCGCUCGAGCCGCGGCAAAGGCUGCCGAGGCGCAUGCGUCGCGUUUGCGCGUGAAAACGUCGCGCAAUCAGGCACUCGCGAGUGUCAUCCAGUCCAUCGGUGAUAGUCUGUUCGACGAGUGA
Molecule: messenger RNA, 795 nt
Organism: Ostreococcus tauri
Lineage: Eukaryota; Viridiplantae; Chlorophyta; Mamiellophyceae; Mamiellales; Bathycoccaceae
Product: unnamed product
Exons: 1
Coding region: 1-795 (264 amino acids)
Source: RefSeq, a predicted model, not a curated record